AUGCUAAAUAUGAUGGAGAAUUCGCUAUAACAACCCUUGGCCGAUUAUUUGUAAACUCGAAUCUUUCUGCCUUAGCCGAAAACUAGAAAUAGUCCUGGAAACAACAAUGAUGAGUUCAUUCAAUUGGUGAAUUAAUUAAAAAGCAGUUCUCCCUAAAAGGAAUACUUGUCUACUGAUGAUAUAAAUACAUUGUAUUAUGAUGCAUUUCUGAAAUGCUUGAUGUUGUGUCACGAGGCUAGACCAGUGUUUGGGGCUGAUUCCAUUACUUAUGAAUCCUUUUCAAAAAAUGAGGAGAUCUCAUUAACAUUUGCUCGUUCUUGUGGUUACUCACUUGAAAAUUUCAAUAAAUUUGAUAGUCCCGAUAUGUAUUUAUGCAAGGUGAGAGGAAAUCCGAUUUGGUAUCAGAUAUUGGGAUUGAAUUUAUUUACGUACACUAGAAAUCUUAAUUCCGUUGUUAUAUAGGCACCCAUGACGAUGGAUUUGGAGUUGAAACAAAAGUAUGAAGAAAUCAAUUAACUAUGUGGGGAAGGAUCGAAAAACAAUUCAUUAUUAAUUUGUAAAGGAGACUACGAAGCAAUAAAAACCAAAUUGUAAUUAAAUCAUAAGGAAAGAGAGGAGUUAGACUCCUACAUCCAGCAUUACAAAUAGAGGGGAAUUAGAAUGAUCAUCUAUGCUACCAGAGUGCUGAGUGAGAAGGAGACUGAGAACUACAAACAGCAAUUUAAUUUGUUGCAUAGUUCUUUGACUAAUCAGGAUACCUUGCUUGAACAAUUGGCAUUAGAGUAUGAAAAAGAAUUGAAUAUUAUGGGAAUGAUUGGAUUCAAAGAAGAAUUGAAAAACGAUGCCCUAGAUUUCAUCAAAACAGUAAAGGAUUGCAAUAUCAAUAUUUGGCUAUUGAGUGGAGAUUAGGAAGUGUAAACAAUCAGUUGUGCAUAAUCUCUGGAAAUGGCAGAGACAUCAAAAUAUCUGAGGGUAGUGGCCACCGAUAAGGAAUAGAUAUGGUUACAGAUCAAUACAGCAAUAGGACAGAUCUAAAGUGAAUUACAGAAAAUUCAAGAGAAGUAAUAAGAUAAACAUUAGAAUGAGAAUUUGAUGGUCAGAAGUAUGAUUAAAUCGUGUGUGACUCUUUUUGAGGGUGCCUCUUAUUAACAGGUGUUACAAUUUGUUCUGGUUGUCAACGGGCAUUCUUUAUCCUUGAUAAGUGAAUCACCUGAUUUGAUAAGUCAUUUCCGAUUCUUAUCUUGUGUAUGUAAGAAUGUAAUAGGAUUCAACAUGAAUCCGCAAUAAAAGGAAUUAGCCUGCUUGAUAAUUCGUAAUUACUUUCCUAACAAUCCUACAGUUCUUGGUGUCGGAGAUGGAUACAACGAUGCUUUGAUGAUGUAGGCUGCCAAUGUCAGUAUUGAGAUCAUAAACAGCAAAAGAAAUCACAUUUACCCUCAAGUAAAUGCAGGAGACAUAAGCGUAAAUACAUUAUCUGAAAUCAAAGUGCUCCUAUUAUAGAAGUGCAAAUUGCAUAGUGAAAGAGUGUCAGCCAUGAUCAUCUAUCUGUUUUAUUGUGCUGGUUUCUUAGGAAUGACACUCUUCUUUUUCAAUUGGUUUUGUCAAUUCACGGCCACUUCAUUGCAUGAUUCAAUGACAGUAUUUCUAUACAUCUUUUUGUACACCACUCCCAAUGCUCUAGUCAUUGGUUUAGCUGAUAAGUAAAGUCAGCCCAUCGUGAAUGCUAGGUUUCCUGCCUUCUACAUUGAUGGAUAAAUCAGAACUCGUAGAUUCUGGUUCUUUUAUCUCAUUGAAGGCUUCUUGGAGUCCUUCAUUUGUGCAGCCUAUACAUUUUAUUCAUGUACUUACAUGGUUAAUUAUGCAUGGACAAAUGAUGGUCACUAAUCCGAUAUUCAAAUGGUAGCAACAUCAAUCAUUUAUUUACUAAUCACUGUGUCGAGUCUCAAGGUGUUGUUUAGACUCUUUUACAAUAAGGUGAAUAUAGUGGUGAUAGCCUUCCUAUUGACUUUUGGGUUAUUGGUAGGGUUUGUUUUCAUCAAUUAUAGGAGGGAUUUCAGUAAUUUUGAUUAUUAGGAAUUGACUUAUUAGUUAUUUACAAGAUUCAAUAGCAUUGUUGCCAUGGUAUUUAGUCUCAUAGGUUGCUACUUUAUCAAUUACUUUUUACAUAAUUUUAUAAAGUUGAUAUACUUCCCAAAUGCUUAUUAAUAAUUUGCAUUCUAAAAUGUAACUGGUUAAGAAUGGGAAUUGAUUACAAACUAAGAGAUUUUACGUCAGUGUCUAGAUUAACAUGUUAAUGUGUCAUCAAUCAUACAAAAUGUGUUCAUAGAUUGCUCAGCAAUUUCACCAUACAUCUAGGAGAUGUUGAAUCCAGGUGAUACCAAAGUAACCGAGAUGAAAUUGAAGCCUCUCACUCUUGAGAUGAAGGAACUGGUUCUGGAAUAAAAGUUUUUAGCUCACAAAUUGAUGUAAUCCCUGAAGCAUUUAAGACUCUUCUUAUGCAUCCUUUUGUUAUACUACAUAGCAUACUGUUUGACGGACUUCUUUAUGACAGAUAAACGAGUCUUUACAGGAGCAUACUAUUUGGUCGUAUUUGGAAUAAUCUUUUUUAUAAUACUCUUUUCUUGUAGUCAGGCGAUGGAACUAUAAUACUAUACGUACUCACAUAUAAUAGUGCUGAUCAUAUUUGCCAUUAAGGUGGCGAUAGAUUGGUUAUCGGAUGAUUUGACCCUAACUCUAUCUGCCACUAUAGUGAUCCUAUUCAGUACAUUUAAUUCGAUGAACAUGAGUGUGAUUCCAAUAAUGUUGUAUAACAUCUGUUAUUUGAUUCAACUCAUCGUAAGGAUCCUGAUAGUUGUGAUUUCAACAGAUCUCAGUACUUCUAAUGGUACCUAUUCUCAAAGUAGAGUGUCUGUCUAUGCAGCCAGCACUCAGAUUCUAUUGGUUGUGAGUAUCACAAUUAGAUUUUUGUUCAGUUACUACAAAUCUAUAAAACAUAGAAGAAACGAUUACUUAGCAAAAUACCAAAUAGAGCAGGAUAAUGUAGCUGCCCAAGACAUAUUGAGCAUAUUGGUGCCUAGAUUUGUGAGACAACAAAUCCAGACAGGAAUAUUUUCGAUGUAAUAGGCUUAGGAUGAUGUUUCAAUAUUGUUUGCUUACAUCUGUGAUUUCGAUACCAUUAUGAAGGAGGAAGGCAAGAAUGUAGUGUUGAUGUUGGACUCGUUGUUUAGAUUAUAUGAUAAUUUGUGUAUUCAACAUGGAGUGCAAAAGAUUGAAACUGUUGGAUAUACAUACAUGGCUGCCACAGGAAUUAAAGCAUGCGAAUAAAACAUGACAGCUCAUGUGACAAGGAUAGAGAAGACUAUGAGAUUGGUCAAUAUGGCAUUCGAUAUGAUGUAAUAAGUGCAGGGGAGAAAGUAUGGAAAAGGUAAUCAAAUUGAGAUGAAGAUUGGAAUACAUGUGGGUAGAGUCAUUGCAGGUGUGAUAGGUCACCAUAAACCACAAUUUUCAUUGAUAGGCGAUCCAGUCAAUUAGACAAGCAGAGUGGGUUCUACUGGAGACACAGGAGCCAUAACAUUAAGUGAACAGGCUUUUAAAUAGGCCAGACAUGGAAUCAAGUACUAUUAGAAGAAAUAGAAGGAGGCUAAAGGUUUAGGAAUCAUAGACACUUAUCAAGUUUUCAAGACUAAACCAGCUGGUUAUUAAAUACCAAAGGCAUUUCAACUGUGGCAAAAUUGUACAAAGCUUGUGGUGAAAGAUUUAAGGUAGCAUAGAACUUCAGGCACCAAAAAAUAAGGAUAGUUCUUGUCGUAAUUACAAAACUCAAUAUACCAGGACAAUUUGCAAAAAUCUAAUAGACUUGAUGCUUCACCUAGAGGACAGUAGACUGUUCAAUUUUUAAUGCCUCAAGGAGGGUCAGCUCAAGAUGAGAAUAGAUCGAGAUUAACUAUUGCAGCACAAGCAAAUGAGCAAAUUGUAACUGAGGAUUCUAUUUUGAUAACAAAUGAAUAGGAAGAGAAAGAAUUGGAAUUAAUUAAACCAAAUGUUAUAUUGGAUAUACCCGAGAAUGAGAUAAAAUCAAAUUUCUAUUAAAUUCUUAAGGAAUAAAAUGUAGAUGAAUCUAGAGUAGGUAUGAUAUUUUUAUGGAUAACUUAUUUUGUAAUUACUCUGUUGUCAAUUAUAGUUCGUAAAUUGUUUAAUCAUGAUUUAUUGAUCUUUGUCUUGAGAGCAAUUUUCCUGAUUUUAUCCUUUGUUCUAUUCCCAAUCCUGUCAAAAGCAUAUAGAAACAGAGCAGUGAACACUAUGUAUUACCUAUUACUCAUUUACGCUAUCUUCACUGUGCUCUUCUAGGCGUAUCUGACUGAAAAUAGAGAAGUAGCAAUAAUUUGUCUACUCGAAAUACUGUACAUAAUGAUUGUGUCUUGCUAGAUGAAGAUGUUUUCUUUCCUGUAGGUAAUACUGUAUAUGAUGAUCAUGUUUGGAUUAUUCUUAGGAUUCUACAUAUCUACUGACUUAAUCACUCAUUAUGCUAUCUUCUAUAUUUGCUGUUGCAUGCUCAUUCUAUUGCUAGGAUACUAUCUCGCAAUGAGUGAGCAGAUACAAAUGUUCAACAAUUUGUAGAUCAAUGAAGAAAAGAAAGUCAAACAAAUCAACCUUGUAAGUUAACUGUUGCCCAUGCAUUCCUACCUUAAAAUGAAGAACAGUUCCAUCUAUGAUAAAAGUGACUUUAUAGAUGAAUUUGAUGAUGUGACUCUCCUCUUUGCUGACAUCAAAGGUUUCACUGAAUACUCUCAUACGCAGAGUCCAGAAGAAAUCUCUUCACUGAAUUCGAUAAACUUUGUCAAAGAUACAAUGUCUACAAAAUGUACACUAUUGGUGAUUGUUAUUGCUAAGCGAAAUCCUAUUCAAGAAGCCAUUAACACUGUCAAAAUGGGAUUUCAGAUGGUCGAUAUCAUAAUGUCUGUGAGGUAGAAGAUCCAAUUUGACAAAUUGAAUAUGAGAAUAGGCAUUCACACUGGAUAGGUAACUGGAGGUAUCAUAGGAACUGAUAUUGUCAGAUAUGAUAUCUAUGGAAAAGAUGUCUCCAUUGCUAAUAAAAUGGAAAGCAGUGGAGUGGAAGGAAGAGUCUAAAUCUCUGAAACCACUAAGUUGAUGAUUGAGAGAGCUGGGAAACAUGCUUUCAACUUCAAAUUCCAUCAUGAUGUUGAGUUGAACAAAUUCAAUAUGAACAUUAAAGGAUUUCUUGUGGAUUGGGACAAAAAGAGAGAAGAAGCUAGUCUGGAUCAUUACAGAUCACCAAGUCGCCAUUUAUGA
This is a messenger RNA of Paramecium tetraurelia, 5310 nucleotides long. RefSeq lists its product as uncharacterized. Gene Ontology annotation, molecular function: adenylate cyclase activity; nucleotide binding. The transcript is spliced from 7 exons. NCBI's taxonomy places the organism in Eukaryota, Ciliophora, Oligohymenophorea, Peniculida, Parameciidae. The record is from RefSeq and is a predicted model, not a curated record. Gene Ontology annotation, biological process: intracellular signal transduction; adenylate cyclase-activating G protein-coupled receptor signaling pathway; cyclic nucleotide biosynthetic process.